Molecule: messenger RNA, 2138 nt
Organism: Megalobrama amblycephala (Wuchang bream)
Lineage: Eukaryota; Metazoa; Chordata; Actinopteri; Cypriniformes; Xenocyprididae
Product: glutamate-rich protein 6
Exons: 11
Coding region: 232-1659 (475 amino acids)
Source: RefSeq, a predicted model, not a curated record
UGAACUGGGUGCGUGCCUUCAAUGCACUGCUGUGGAACAAUCCAAAUGGUCUAAACAUUCCUUCCAUCAGGUUUGAUCAUAGUGUGACAAAAGGGAAUAAAACUUUAUUAGACAGACUUUAUAAUUUUUGACAUCAAUUUUCACACAUGGUGUGUAUAUACAAUAAACUGCAAGUGAAAAUUAGUCCAGUCCACUGGACUAGUGAACAUACCUCAGGAAUACCCAUGCGAUAUGGAAAAUCAAAAGACAACUUUCCAGCCAGAUGCUGAUUCUGCAGUGAUGGAUUCAGAGAUUGGAACACUCCUCAGUUAUAUUGAUUGUCAGAUGGAGCAGGAGUAUUUCCAAACACUGGAAUCCACACCAGAUCUCUGUCGUGGGCUUCCAGGAUUCCUAAGAUACAAAAGAGAGUCCCAGGAGAGGAUUUACAGUCAUCAGCCCCAACCUCAACGAGACUCUCCAAUAUGCUGUCAAUUCUGUGGUUCAAGAGCUUGGCCUCCUCUGGAUCCAGGAUAUGCAGAGACACGAGAGGAUUUCUGCUGUGAGAACUACAGAGAGUUGUUUGAGAUUGUGGUCCAUGAAAAGCAUCUGUCUAUGAGACGUUCUGAGGCACAGCCUAACAGACCUGGUGGAAUAGAUGACCCAUUCAUCAAUGAGAAUAAUGAGCUACAAGAUAAAGCACAAGAAAGAGGAAAACACAGUUUCAGACAGCAGCAGAGAGAGAUGCAGAGAUAUGACAGAGUUGCUCAAUCCAGUUUAUUGGUAUCAAAGAACAAUGUGUCUCAUGAUAAAACAAUCAUCAGUUUCCGUCUGUCUAACUGUGCACCCAAAGAGGAUUUUUGGAAAGUUGAAGAGUACAAGCAUGUGGAUGAGAUCUCUGGACAAUGGCCAUGUGAUGAGUCUUCUGUACUGGGGUCAGUUGAGUUUGGCUUAACUCAUCACCAGAACAAUUCAAGUUUCUUGGAGAAGUACUACUCAAAUGGAAAUAAAUUCCUCACUGCGUUUCCAGAUGGUUCUGCACAAGUUUUCUAUCCUUCAGGAAACUUGGCUCUGAUCAUUCUCAGCUGUAAAAAGGAAAGGAUCUGUAUCGUACAAGAUGACUUGACUCUUUGUCCAGUCAGAGCCCUCUUUCAGUCUAAUGGCAAAGCCACUUGUUACCAUGGCAAAGGCAGCAUUUGGUUGAGUAUGGAUGCUUGGGGUGGGCGGAGUCUAGAUGAGAGUGGGAGGAGGAUCAGAACGUGGAGCUGGAAAGACCAGGCUCAAACACCAACACCCCUAAGACCACUUUUUCUGUCGCUCAACAGAAAUAUAGGGGUUCGGGUUCUUGGGCAACAGUUGGUGUUUGUAUCAUUCCUUGCUUCAGGACAGCAAGCCAGGUUCAGAGUAGGCAGCUGUGAGUCGUCCAAAGAACACAACACACCUCCUCAACCCCUCAUGUGCAAAGAGGAACUAGUACUUCUGGCAUGCAGGGUUGGCCUUCACAUGGCACUGAUACGGUUACAGCAGUGCCAAGCCUUCCCAUCCAGCCCCACACAUCUGCGGGUCAGACCUCCGCCUUUCCUUCACUCGCUGGUCCGAAGGCUGCGGAGUCUGAGCCACAGAGUACAAAUGGAAGAGCCAGACAAGGCCUUUGUCCAGCGCUGUCUGCAGGCCUAUCCUUGAACAGACACAAAACAUACUAGAGUAGUCUUGCUUUGACUAAAGGUACAGACACAUUAGCAAAAUUACAUUUUCUGUUGUAAAUAGUGUUGUGAUUGAGUCACAGCUCACACAGAAGUCACUUUCAAACCAAGAAGCUUGCUAUGGCCAAUGUGGCAAAUUUGCGUGAACAACUUCAACCCAUUGCAAAAUAUGGGGAAAUCUUUUGCACUCACUCGAAAUUCUGAUGGCUUGGAUUCCUUUCGGAAUGACUGCUAAAUUGCCUGCUAAAAUAUGCCAAACAUGGGUAAAUGUGACCAUACCUUGACAACCUUAAUGAUAAAUAGAGGUUUACCAUCAAAAAUGACUAUAGAAGGAUAUCUUAAAGGUGCCAUAGAAUGCUUUUUCACAAGAUGUAAUAUAAGUCUAAGGUGUCCCCUGAAUGUGUCUGUGAAGUUUCAGCUCAAAAUACCCCAUAGAUUUUUUUUUUAUUCAUUUUUUUA